CGGCGCGGCCCCUUCGUAUCCAAUCUCCGCCUCCCGCACUCUUUCUCUCCAACUGCCUCCUGGUUUCUCUCUUUUCUCUACCUUUCGUUAUGUCCCUCGGCGUCCGUGGCGCCUGACAAAACCUUAUCGCGCGUCUAACCUUAUAUCAAAAUUGGCCGGGGAGAGUGAGGCCCGCCGUGCGCCAUGGCCAGCGAUGGCAUGGUGGUGGGGUCAGGGGGGGGCGCGGGGAGGGGGGAAGGCGACAGCCUGACGGCGGCGACGACGGCGUUGACUUUCCACGACUUUCUGGAGCGGAUGAAGCAGCCCGCCGCGGCAGAUCUCGUCAGGCCCAUCCGCAAUUUCAUGAUGGCGUUUAUGGCCAAGGACCCCGAGCCCGAGCGCGACAGUGCGAGCGUGCAGGCGUUCUACCGCAGCAUCGAGGCCGCCUUCCGCUCGCACCCGCUCUGGCAGGGCGCCUCCGAGGACGAGCUCGAGUGCUCGGGAGAGGCGCUGGAGAAGUACCUGAUGACGAAGCUGUUCCCGCGUGCGUUCGCCCCGGAGGAAGAGGAGGUGGAGCGCGACCGCCGCCUCACCACGCGCAUUGCGGCGCUGCAGACUUUCCUGCAGCCGCGGCACCUGGACGUGCCUGACUCCCUGCUCAACGACGCCUCGCUGCUGCUAGCGGAGAAGGAUCUGCAGAAGCUGGGGUCGUUCAAGGCACCGCGCGACAAGCUGGUGUGCGUGCUCAACUGCUGCCGCGUCAUCAACAACAUCCUCCUCAACGCCUCCAUCACUGCUGCUGCUGCCGCUGACGCGAGCGGGGGGGCAGGGGGAGGAGGGAAGGGUGGUGGGAGUGGCGGAAAGCCGCCCGGAGCUGAUGAUUUUCUGCCCGUGCUGAUCUAUGUGGUGGUGAAGGCGAACCCCCCCCAGCUGCUGAGCAGCAUUCUCUACAUCCAGCGGUACCGCCACUGCGACCGCCUUGUGUCGGAGGCCGCCUACUUCUUCACCAACCUCGCAUCCGCCGCCACCUUCCUCGAAUCCCUCUCCGCCGCUCAGCUCUCUCUAAGUGAGGACGAGUUUAAGCGGCUACUGGAGGCCGGGUACAAGGCCACUGAAGGGGUGGGCGGCUUGGAGGGGGGAGAGCGGGGGGGAGAGUGGGGGGGAGUGGGGGGUGGUGGAACAGGUGAGAAGGGGAGGAGUGGAGGAGGAGGAGGGGAGCUAGGUGAGCAGGUGACAGGGGCAGGGGAAGAAGCAAGGGCAGCAGCAGCAGGAGGAGGAUCAAGAACCGCAGGAGGGUCAGGAGGAGCGGAGCUGUUAUCAGCAGCAGGGGGCGGUGGCGCUGGCAGUGCUGCUGGUGCUGCUGGUACCAGCAGCAGCAACAGGGACACGGAGCGGGUGGCGUCCCUGUCGGAGAUAUCGAGGGAUAAGGGCGUGUUGAGGGAGCUGGUGCGUGCAGAUGCCAGUGGCGAGCUCGCCCGCUCUUUCCGCUUCCUCUACGCUUCUGCGCCUGACCUCUCGCUCGCAGAUGUCUCGGACCUCCUGGCGGAGUACAAGGAUCUGGCGCUCAGGCACUAUGCUCUCAGUCGAGUGGUCCAUGGAGCAGGUCUCUCUCUCCCUCUCUCAUUCCCGUCCAACCCAAGCCGUACCACUGGCACGGCUUCUGCUGCUGCAAGCACAUCCAGCACCACUAGCAGCAGCAUUGACGUUAGAAGUUCUGCUGGUGCUGCUGGUGCUGCUUCUUCAACUGAAGCUGUAUCUGCUGCUGAGGCUCUAACUGACUCUGCUAGUGCUGCUGGUGCCACUGCUGAUGCCACUGCUGGUUCUGCCCCUGCAGCACGCACAGGUUUGGAAGAAACAGAACAAGGAGCAGCAGCAGCAACAGCAGCAGCAGCAGCGGGAGAGGAAGAGGCGUCCAAGGGAGGAAGUGGGGAAGCUGGUGCUGUGGACGGGGGGAGUAGCAGCAGUGAGGGCACAGUGGAAGGGGUUUGAUGUGAUGGUGCUGAGGGAGGGGGGAGGAGCAACAGAGAGCUGGCGCGGAGGAAGAGAGUACAGUACUUAUAACGUUGCUGCCAUCAUGGGGGUGUAGUGCAUAUUGAAAUGGGGGUGUAGUGCAUAUUGGGGGUGUUUAGGGUCUUACAACUGAAUGAAUUGACUAGAGAGAGAGAGUACAGGGAUAUAUAGCCUAGAGUGUUGUACCCUCUACAGCACAAACCAAUAUUGUCUACACUAACAUACUUAGAUAAGUUUGACAUAGGGUGGUCAGGAUCUCUAGUUGGUGGAACCACGAGUAGAAAGUCAGCGGAAGACUUUACUGGAAAUUUCCGAAAUGACAAUGAUAAUAAUAAUUAGUAAUAUAGGCA
Closterium sp. NIES-67 is the source of this 2339-nucleotide messenger RNA. The record is from the annotation of a GenBank genome assembly. Lineage: Eukaryota; Viridiplantae; Streptophyta; Zygnematophyceae; Desmidiales; Closteriaceae.